AUGGCUUAUCUACUGCUCUACGUCGACGAUAUCAUCGUCACGGCCUCCUCGACUGCCUUUCUUCAGCAUCUUCUAGAUAGAUUACACAGCGAGUUUGCCAUGACUGACCUUGGUGAUCUUCACUUCUUUCUCGGGAUUGCUGUCAGCCGCUCCUCAGAUGGACUCUUUCUUUCUCACCCUGUUCCUACACAAGUUGAUACUCAGUCUAAACUCUCUGCCACAGAGGGUGAUCUCGUCCCUGAUGCUACUGAGUACAGAAGCUUGGCCGGUGCUCUUCAGUACCUUACUCUGACGCGUCCUGAUAUAUCAUAUGCAGUUCAGCAGGUCUGUCUCCACAUGCAUGCCCCACGGAUGUCUCAUCUUGCUCUUGUCAAGCGAGUUCUUCGGUACCUACAUGGCACCAUGGACUUUGUUCUGCACCUGCAUGCUUCCUCCUCGACUACUCUAACAGCUUACUCUGAUGUUGAUUGGGCUGGCUGCCCUGAUUCUCGACGGUCUACAUCAGGUUAUUGCGUGUACUAUGGAGAUAGUCUCAUCUCUUGGUCCUCCAAGCGACAGACUACGGUCUCCCGCUCCAGUGCUGAGGCUGAGUAUAGGGCUGUUGCUCAUGCUGUCGCCGAAUGCUGUUGGAUCCGUCAGCUUCUCCAGGAGCUUCAUCGUCCUCUACAUUCUGCUACACUUGUCUACUGUGACAAUGUGUCUGCCAUUUACAUGUCUUCUAAUCCAGUUCAGCAUCGCCGUACAAAGCACAUCGAGAUCGAUAUACACUUUGUGCACGAGAAGGUUACACUUGGAGAAGUUCGUGUACUACAUGUGCCCUCCACUCUCCAGUUUGCUGAUGUGAUGAUGAAGGGAUUACCGAGGUAA
Molecule: messenger RNA, 867 nt
Organism: Lolium perenne
Lineage: Eukaryota; Viridiplantae; Streptophyta; Magnoliopsida; Poales; Poaceae
Source: RefSeq, a predicted model, not a curated record